GCGUGUGAGUGUUGGAAUGGGAAAACCAAAAUAGAGACAUUUUCGCGAAGAAACAGUGGAAAACAGCUGGAAAAAUGCUACGGGAGAGUAGUAUUUCGACGUGUCUCUUCAUUGUCAACUUUUUCCUCGUAAUCUCCGCCACGAAUCACUGGUUACUGACGAAGGAGGGCAAAAUCCAGGCACAGGUGGACUCACCGUACUUCCUGAGGCGCCCCGAUGACCUCAUUGCCUUCCUCAACCAGAGCAAGUAUCAGCAGUUGGUGGAUUCCCUGUACGCUGAACUGCUGCACAUCAAGACUGACCUCCGGAUGAAGAUCAAUCAUGUGGACUCUUACACUGUGGACUUUAUGUACCAGACCAAGUGCAUCGUCCAGUACUUCCUGCAAGAGAGUGACUUGCUCAAUUCCGUCACUACAAAGACGUAUCUGAGUCGCUUGUAUAAGCCUGACGUGGAUUCCUUGACCUUCGUUGAGGGCGGAGUACCGAGAUGUGGAAACUUUCUGCCCUUGCCGUUCUCCCUGCAGUGCUUUGAGCACCUCGAUGGUAUGCACAAUCGGAAGAACUUGUCCAUGAGCGUGGAGCAGACGCUGCUUCUGCUGGGACUGGAGCUCUCAAAUCCCCAUCUCGGGAACAUGUUGGUAACGAAGCUUCGGAGAGAUCCGUAUGCCUGGAGGUACCACACAUUGGCGUCCCUGUACUGGCGCUCCAAGGGAAAUGCACAAGAGGCAAUGGAGUGCGCUCGACGAGGUGUCUAUCUGGCGCCCAGACACCUGAAAGACAUAGCACUGCUCAGCAUGGGCACGAUUCUGCAGCGUUCGCGCAAACAUGCGGAUGCUGUGAUCGUUCUCGCCGCGGCUGUUGAUCAUGCGCCAAGUGCGGAGAACCACAUGGCUCUAGCCAACGCCUUAGUCCUUGUCUCGGAGUUCAAUCGCUCCCUGGUGCAUUACGAGGCGGCGCGAAGUCUAGACGGUUCGCUGUCGGACAAAGUGACACACAUCCGCAACUCGAUGGUGUGCUUCAAGUACAUCAAGAAGCGGCUGCUGAAAAUCGCCGCGAUCCUCCAAGAGAUGUCUGACAAGCUGAAGCUCUACGACGAGCGAAAGCACAUGCUGGAGGAGUCUCUAGAGAAGCUGCUGCAAGAGCAAGCGCCACUGACAUCGCGAGGUGAUCAGCACCGUGAUGAAGCGAGUGAACUGCAUCAGCGCGGUCAGUACUGCUCAACGCGCUAUCCAGCCGGCUCAUCAGAGCCCGUGCUAUUCUGCGACUUCGUGUCGGACAUCCAGAUGAAGCUGGAGACCGGGGAUCUCAGCGUGGACCUCAUUGUCACGUACCUCGAGCACGCUAAUGAGCUGAUUCACACGCAUAUGCGCACAAUUGGCGUCUUCGAGCAGCUCAAUGUGGACAACAUUGGAGACGACGACAUCGAAAGUCUGUUCAAUGGCACCGAGCUCCUUCCGCCCAGCGAUUCCCGGGCAGCCGCUCCGUAGCUUCUGCCGGAUGAUGUGCCAUAGAGUCUCCCCUCG
Phlebotomus argentipes is the source of this 1523-nucleotide messenger RNA. Its product is annotated as tetratricopeptide repeat protein 17. Gene Ontology annotation, cellular component: cytoplasm; actin cytoskeleton. The transcript has 2 exons. Gene Ontology annotation, biological process: actin filament polymerization. The record is from RefSeq and is a predicted model, not a curated record. Bases 75 to 1487 code for a protein of 470 amino acids. Gene Ontology annotation, molecular function: protein binding. Lineage: Eukaryota; Metazoa; Arthropoda; Insecta; Diptera; Psychodidae.